AUGUCUUACCACACGCCACAGUCCAACUCUCCAGCUUCUGUCGCGUCACCGUCUGGCCAUGAUCAACAAAGGAGCAUGUACGGACAACCCACAUCUCAGCUUCAUCAGCAGUCCAUGUACUAUGGACAGCAAACAGCUCAGUACCCGCCGAUGCCGGCCCAGGCCGCGCAGUCACCCUACGGCCAGCACCCGCAACAGUCGCACCAGAACAUGACCUCCCAACCGAGCAUGAUGAUGUCGCACAACAACGCUGCCCAGCACCAGAUGAGCCAACAUGGCCACUCAACGCAGCACGCCCAGAGCGCCAUGACUGGAAGCCCGAGGCACCCCAAGAUCGAGACACACAGCAUGCCACCGCAGCUUUCGCGUCCUGGACAGCAGCAGCCCAUGACACAACAACCACAGCAGAUGAGCCAGCAGCCCUCUAUGCCUCAACAGCCACCAAUGAACCAGCCACUGGGCCAGUCGCAGCCCGCGCAAAACGGGGCACCAAUGCAAAAUGCCUCCAACGUUGGCAGCGGUGCUGCGGGUGUGAACCCGAACGCAGCCCCCGGCCCAAUCCCCGCCACUACACCUUUGGUAGUGAGGCAAGAUCAAAAUGGUGUUCAAUGGAUUGCAUUUGAGUACUCCCGCGACCGCGUUAAGAUGGAAUACACUAUUCGAUGCGAUGUGGAGUCUGUCAACACGGACGAGCUGUCGGCUGAGUUCAAGCAAGAAAAUUGCGUAUAUCCUAGGGCAUGUGUGGCUAAGGAGGCAUAUCGUGGCAACCGGUUGCAGUACGAGACGGAAUGUAACACGGUCGGUUGGGCGCUUGCACAGCUGAAUACACCACUGCGGGGCAAGCGUGGUCUGAUCCAGCGCGCUGUGGACAGCUGGCGUAACAGCAACAGGGAUCCGCGCCUACGAAGCAGGCGCGUUCGUCGCAUGGCCAAAAUGACGACACGAAAGACGAACCCUAUGCCUGCUGGCCAUAUGGCUGGUGGCCCCGCGGGUCCCGGCGGUCCGGCAGGGAUGCCCGGCGGCCCCGGAUCUAUGGGGCCCGGUGGCGGCAUGGGUAAACCCAUCAUGAACAGUAUGGGUCAAAUGCAACAACACCACCACCACGCUGAUGGUCACGGCCAGGAGGGCGGAGAAGUCGGUAUGUUCCACCAGAUGUGA
Molecule: messenger RNA, 1158 nt
Organism: Pyricularia oryzae 70-15
Lineage: Eukaryota; Fungi; Ascomycota; Sordariomycetes; Magnaporthales; Pyriculariaceae
Exons: 1
Coding region: 1-1158 (385 amino acids)
Source: RefSeq, a predicted model, not a curated record